AUGGACGACGAGGCAGCCAUUUAUAUUUCGCCGAUGAAGGAAGGGGAUGUGAAAGUCCAGAUUCCCGUCGUUCCCGAUUCUUGCCAUAGCGGGCCACCAGCGAAGAAAGCCGAUGAAAAGUGCAAUAUUUGCGAGCAGAAAAUUGAGUGUCUUGACAAACAUCGAACCCUUUUCCUGAUUGGUCAUCUUUGCAAGGAGCACUUAUUCACCGAUGGUUUUGCAUGUUCGGAAUGCUUUCUUGGAUCGCAUAAACGGGAUAAGGUGGCAAGUCAUGUACAGCAUCAUCAUGUCGGUACGAACGCACGGGUUAUCGACAAGAUAGUUGAGGAGCCUUUACUGAACGACCUCUUGGCCAUUGCUGGACGUUGUUUUCCCGACGACUUCUCUCGCAUUGAGGCCUAUCUCAAGAAAAAGAAGGCUGCUGGUAUGAAGGAAAGAAAGCCGCGCGCUAAAAAAAAAUUUCUUGAGACUGCUACGAGUGAUGUCAGUGAAAGAACGGCUGCUCCAGAAUUGGCGGAUGGCGAGUCGGCUCAGUCACAGUUACUUUUUGGAGGAAUCGAACUGUUUCCAAAAGCAAGUCAUGAAUUCUCAUCGACUGGCAAUGGCUUAAAGGAUGCGUCGCCAACGCCCUUGGAGCUGGUCCUGAAAGGGAUUCAGCAGCAAGGAGCCGGACCUGAAAACCAUGCAGCAGCAAGUGGAACAUCAUCAGAAUCACUUUUUGACAGAGUGAUGCGUUUAGAAGCCGAGCUUGUAGACGAGCGUAACACGAAGAAGCAACUUGCCGAAUUGUGUGAGUUCUACACGCGCGUGCAGUCCAUCGAACAAUACAAGAACGCGUUGCUUUCCGAGCAAAAUACUUUACUAACGAAGAUGGUCUUGGAGAAGCUCGAAAUCGAUGUAGGAAACGGUGCCAUCCUCCUCAAUGAGAACCUU
Messenger RNA from Mesorhabditis belari, 933 nucleotides. Lineage: Eukaryota; Metazoa; Nematoda; Chromadorea; Rhabditida; Rhabditidae. The record is from the annotation of a GenBank genome assembly.